AUGGCAAAAGUCUGGUCACAUCCUGGUGGUCUUGAUGUGGGAUAUGCGUCUUGUGUUACUGUCGUUUCUGGUGUUGUUUCCAAGGAUGUUGAUACUGUAUCUGGUGAUGUUUCCAAUGAUGGUGAUGCACUUUCUGUUGAUGAUUCAAUUGAUGUUGAUGCACUAUCCGUUGAUAUUUCCAUUGACGCUGAUGUUUUUUCUGUUGAUGUUUCCGUUGAUGUUGAUGCACUUUCUGUUGAUGUUUCUAAUGAUGAUGCUCUUUCCGUUGAUGUUUCCAAUGAUGUUGGUGCUCUUUCUGUUGAUGUUAUCAUUGAUGUUGAUGCACUUUCUGUUGUUUCCAAUGAUGAUGCUCUCUCUGUUGAUGUUUCCGUUGAUGUUGAUGCACUUUCUGUUGAUGUUUCCGUUGAUGUUGAUGCACUUUCUGUUGAUGUUUCUAAUGAUGAUGCUCUUUCCGUUGAUGUUUCCAAUGAUGUUGAUGCUCUUUCUGUUGAUGUUUCAAAUGAUGAUAUUUCUGCUGAUGUUUGUGAUGUUGAUGCUAAUUCUGUUGAUGUUUCCAUUGAUGUUGAUGCUCUUUCUGUUUCUUUUGAUGUUGAUGUUAUUUCUGUUGAUUUUUCCAAUGAUGUGAACGCUAAUUCUGUUGAUGUUUCCAAUGAUGCUGAUGUUUUUUCUGUUGAUGUUCCAAAUGAUAUUAUUUCUGUUGAUGUUUCUAUUGAUAUCGAUGCUCUUUCUGUUGAUGUUUCCGAUGAUGAUACUCUGUCUGUUGUUGUUGUUUCAAAUGAUGUUGAUGUUAUUCCUGUUGAUGUUAUUUCUGUUGGUGUAUCUAAUGAUGUUGAUGGUAUUUCUGAUGUUGACAUUGCUCUUUCUGUUGAUGUUUCCAAUGAUGAUGUUCUUUCUGUUGAUGUUUCCAGUGAUAAUGUUAUUUCUGUUGUUCCUGAUGAUGUUGAUGUACUUUUUGUUGAUGUUUCCAGUGAUGUAGAUGUACUUUCUGUUGAUGUUUCCAGUGAUGAUGCUAUUUCUGUUGUUCCUAGUGAUGUUGAUGCUAUUUCUGUUGUUGAAAUUGUUCUAUCUGUUGAUGUUCCCAAUAAUGUUGAUGUUCUUUCCGUUGUUCCUAAUGGUGUUGAUACUAAUUCAGCUGUUGUUUCCAAAGAGGGUGUUGUUGAAAUUGUUCUUUCUGUUGAUUCCAAUAAUGUUGAUGUUCUUUCCGUUGAUGCUUCCAGUGAUGUUGAUGCUAUUUCUGUUGUUUCCAAUUGUGUUGACGUUAUUUCUGUUGUGUUCAAUGGCGUAGAUGUCGUUAUUGCUGGCGUUAUAGCCGAUGUUGAACGAAUUGUUGAUUCUGUUGUUUUAGUUGCUUUUGGUGUAGAGGUUAUUUCUUGCCUAGUUGAAGUAACUGAUGAUGCAAUAGAUGGUUCUCGUGUUGUAGGUACUGCUGAAGUUGUUUCUUGUGCAAGUGAAGUCGUUUCUGGUGAUGUUAUUGUGGAUAAUUCUGGUGCUGAUGUUUUAUUUGUGGUUGUUAAUUCUGAGGUCGCUGUUGUCAUAUCUGUAGAGGGUGACUCCGUUCUUCCCGUUGUUGAAUAUGUCGUUGUUCCCAAUGGGAUAGAGCUCGCCUCCGGUAAUGUACUUGGUGUUAAGGGUGUUAAGGGUGUUGUAUGUGAUGUUGAACUCAUCUCCGUUGUUGCGGGUGACGCUAUAACAAAAUUAAUGCGACUCUUCCUAAAUACUGCAACCAUGUAUUUAAUAGCAUCAGUUUGA
Penaeus vannamei (Pacific white shrimp) is the source of this 1749-nucleotide messenger RNA. The record is from RefSeq and is a predicted model, not a curated record. NCBI's taxonomy places the organism in Eukaryota, Metazoa, Arthropoda, Malacostraca, Decapoda, Penaeidae.